UUCAAAAUGUGCACAACUCUCGUACGGUGUCUGGUCGCACUUCUCUUCGUGUUAGCUGAAGUCUCGACGAGUCCUCUAUCACUAAUCCAAUCGGAUCAUCCGCCCCUGACGGCAGAGCUGAGCUCCAGGAUGGCGGCGCACGCGUCCCGCUUGCAAGAGUCCAAGGAUCCUCGGCUUCCAAUACCAACUCCACAAGACCUGGAAGCCAUCCGUAAGGUGGCACAGGUGCUCGUCAUGCUUGGCGAACAGGUGAUACCAGCUCUGAUAAACGGAGCAGGUCCUGAGAAUGGAGGUUCAAAAACGGAGAUCCCCUACGAUAUAGAUGAUAAGAAUUAG
Melitaea cinxia (Glanville fritillary) is the source of this 336-nucleotide messenger RNA. RefSeq lists its product as uncharacterized. The transcript has 3 exons. NCBI's taxonomy places the organism in Eukaryota, Metazoa, Arthropoda, Insecta, Lepidoptera, Nymphalidae. The record is from RefSeq and is a predicted model, not a curated record. Bases 7 to 336 code for a protein of 109 amino acids.